Messenger RNA from Radiomyces spectabilis, 4370 nucleotides. Its product is annotated as Rapamycin-insensitive companion of mTOR, N-term-domain-containing protein. The transcript has 15 exons. Bases 64 to 4047 code for a protein of 1327 amino acids. Gene Ontology annotation, cellular component: TORC2 complex. The record is from RefSeq and is a predicted model, not a curated record. Gene Ontology annotation, biological process: TORC2 signaling. NCBI's taxonomy places the organism in Eukaryota, Fungi, Mucoromycota, Mucoromycetes, Mucorales, Radiomycetaceae.
CACGUUUCCUCCUCCUCCUCCUCCACGAUAUCCACAGACGCAUUGUCGAAAAAGGCAGAAGAGAUGGAUGCGGUAGUGCCUACGGUUACUACACCACCGCCACCUCCGCCUCCACCUCCUCCAGCAAAAUCGUCGGCCAUGGUGGUUCAAAAGCUCGAGGAGUUACUGUCGAAGCUUAAUAAAGAAAUUAAAAUGAAAUCGGGCGUAGAGAACAUGCUCGAAGCGUAUUUUCAAAAGCCGGAUAAGAUUAAGGAAAAAAGGGAUCUAGAAGCCCAAUUAGAAGGAUACAACGCGGCCAUUGAGUCUUUGAAUCACCAAAUUGAACAGAUUAGAACCAACGAAGGCGCAGGCUUACCUGAGGUGGCCCUGAAACUGAGAGAACACAACUACACGGGCAACACUCCUUUUCCCGUAGCCUCUUCACAAAUCGCUUCUCGUUCUCGGGGGAAACCCAGAUCCAACAGCACCCCCAAUUUCAAAGCUAAACAGAAAGCCGCGCAAGAAAAUGUUUCGUUUCCUGACGAUGAUGCAUGGCCAUUGGGCAAACGCAUGCACCACAUUGUCCACCAUUUGAAAAUCGACGAAUGGAAAGCAGUCAAAGCGUCCAUUGUCACUGACGCCGUCACACUAAAAGAGUCGAAACUGGAGAAAUUAGAUACGCUUAUACGGAUAUUGAAGAAUACGACGGACAUUGAUGCCUACUAUCCAAAGAAAGAAUUGGUUGCAUGUCUUCGACAGUGUGUGGCGAGCCCCAACAGAGAAAUCCGCGUGGUGGCGAUCCGAGCUCUGCGUCAUUUGGUAGAUGAUGCGAGCGAUGUUGAACUUAUGAUGCAGGCACACAUGGACGUAUUUAUUAUUCGAGCAUUAGCACGCGAUUCGGAUAUUCAUGAACCUGAGCGGGAACAAAUCAUCAAACUGAUACGAGCGUUUAUCGAGUAUGGCGGCAUUCAGCACGUGCAUCAGGGCAUUGUACGAGCAAUUGUCGCGAUUGCCGAACAAACCGAUUCUCGUCUAAGGAACAUAUGUCUGGAAACGUUGGCCGAACUGACUGUGCUGGAUGUGGCAGUGACGGUUCGUGCGGGCGGUUUGCGGGUACUCAUGCAAGCACUGUUGGAUGGCACGUUAAACAUGGCGGAAUUGCUUGUGCAUGCGCUGGUUUAUGUUUUGGAUACCCCGAAUCGGCGUUGUUACCUGCGACCAGGUGUUGAACUGGAAACCAUCAUUGCACCGUUUACUGAAUCCAGCAAAGGCCCCAAUUAUGAAGAAAGAUUAAAGAACAGCGCCAAAGUGGUGACACUGCUGUUAAAAAGUUGGGCAGGCGUGUUUUACAUGUGUGCCAACGAUAUGCGCGCAGCCCGAUCCGUGGUUCAAGCGCUACGACUGCCUGUGCCUGAAACCCAGAAAAUGGUCCUGGACAUGUUCUUUGACAUUUUUCGGGUCAAGUUACCUCAGGAAUACAACAACUUUCUUUACGGUCGUCAACAUACGGUCCAAAUUGCACCUUCUCCCGAUACAGAAAUCAGCCAACCAAUGUACAAGCCGGGGCCUACUCUCGGCUUGACUACGACUGUGAGGAGCGAUUUGUCAUCGGUAGGCGCAUCGGCCAGCGACGGCGCCUAUAUCGGCAGCGGACGCACCACGGCUAGUAACUCGGAACGAUUGAAGAUGCUGGAUCAUCAUCUCAGCAUCAUCCUUAUUAUUUUCAUUGACUCGGAUAUUCUGAUGGCUCUAGUGGACAUGGUGAAAUCAGACGACAUUUAUCUUUCUCGAAAAGCGACCCUGUUGAUUGGCGAAAUAUUGCAGUUAUCGACGCGGCUGCUUCCCAUGCGCAUGGGGAUCCAAGUUCAAUCGCUACCUAAAUUGUUCGCGCUUGCUUCCAACUUUGACGACGAACAAGUGCGCCACAAUGCCACUGCCGCCCUCGCUCACAUUGACAAACUCACACGAGCACGCACACGGUACGCCAAUCAAGCGGCCACAGCGAAUAAAGGCCAACGGGCCGACAACGCCACACGGUCUCAGGAAAAAGUGCACGAAGUCAAGCUGAAAAUCGGAUACGCCAUCGAUGACAUUCAUUUCCGACAACUCUUGAUGGACAGUCAAGUCUUGAACACCAAAGAUUAUACCAAAUGGAGCUGGGACAGUAUAUUGGAAUUACUGCAGGGACCGCUUCUGAAUCCUCGGCGACUGGAGGAGGCUAUGCGGGGGAAAAAGUUUAUCAAACGUCUGCUGGCUUUUUAUCUUUUCAAUGCGACCAAGGCGAAUGUGGCUCGCUACGUGAAAACGGGCUGCACCCUCCUUUCGACGCUACUGAGUAAUCCCGACGGGAUACGGUACCUCAGCGAAAACAAACUGCUUGCGCAGGUGGCCGAAGCGUUGAAUGAACUGGAUCCACUCAACGGCGAUCCGGAAACGGAACCCAUCUUUUCGAAAGAGAGGAUGGAAAGUACGCUGAGUAGUGGCUACUUUACGCUUUUGGGCGUGUUUAGCAAAUACAAGGACGGGGUCCGGAUUAUGGAGAAAUUCAAGAUUUUCAGUUUAUUUUAUCAGUUGUCCGAAUUGCGAAAUCGCGACGAUCUCAAAAUGGCGAUUAUCACCAAUAUGGAUUACACCUUGGACGGCCAUCCGCGCGUCCUAUUGUCGAAAAUUAUGACGUCGGGAUACAAUCCGAUCCGACUCUUUGCUACCCAGUUCCUGGGCAUCAUUCUACAGCAAUCCGAAAGCGAAUGCAACGACUGGAUCAUCCGAUUACUCGUCACUCAACUAUACGAUACCCAUUUGGAUGUUUGCCAGAUGGCGGUGAACCUGCUGGAUGAAGCAUGCGAAAAGCCGGCCAACUUGGAACUGCUGGUGAAAUUCCGUCCCAGUUUGGGCCAUCUUGGCGAAAUUGGCAACCCUUUGCUGCUACGGUUUUUAUCAACAUCUACUGGAUUUCGAUACCUCAAUGAUUUGGGAUAUGUACAUAAGGAAAUGGACGAUUGGUUCGAAUUUCGAAAUCAGCAGUAUGUCACACAGUUGGAGCUUUCGCUGGCGAGAGCUUUGGUAAACACCCCUCACAAAAAGAGCGUCAAACCGUUUGAAGAACGUGUAGAUAGCGAAAAUGAUUUUGAAGUUCUUCAACCGGGAGACGGCUUAACUCCACCGCAUUUUUACGGCGAACUGACCAAAACCGAAGAAGGAUGCAGUCUGUUACGCGAAAAGGGACAUUUUCAACUGUUCGCCAAUUUUGUUCGCAACUAUUCGGUCAAGGAUCAUGAUGCAGGCAAUCUCCAGCGUCUCAAAGCGGUGUUGUGGGCCCUCGGUAAUAUCGGAGCCACCAAAAACGGACUGCCCUUUUUGGAACAAGAAGAAAUUGUGAAAGAUAUCGUCUACAUGGCGGAGAAUAGCGAGGUUUUAUCGUUGAAAGGGACAUGCUACUAUGUGUUGGGACUUAUUGCAAAAACCCAUCAGGGUAUCGAACUUCUCGGAGAAUUUGGAUGGGAGAGUAUGAUUGCGCCUAAUGGGGAAGCGGAAGGGCUCUGCGUGCCAUUGAAUCUUCGUGACUUUUUAAGCAUCCGUAACUGGAAAUAUACACCCGCACUGUCCGAUCCACCCCAACUACCAGCAACAGCGAAAAGCAAUGCCAUCGCAGUAGAGAUUCUGAAAAACACUGGAGAUAUGAGCAAUCACAUUCUGGCGAAUGAAGCAUCCAAAAAUCUGGCAAGGUUACGACAGAGAUACCCAGAUCACUUUAAACGAGUGGAUCUAUAUUAUUCCGUAUGCCAAUUGCUCGGCAGUUAUCAUUUCCGAUCCCCAGUACGCAAAUAUGUACUUGACAUUUUCGAGAUGCGGUUUACACCUGAACAGUUGCUAGUCCUCGAUGAGGUUGCUGGAUCUAUUGGAACCCCAGGCACCGGGGAAACCGCCAAUACGAAUGAAAAUCCAACCACGAAAGACGAGGCAAACGAGGAUGUAAAAAAGUCAAACUUAGGGCUGGAUCCCCAAGCAAAAGUGCAGCAGGAAAAACUAGAAGCAAGAAAAGUCCAAUUGGGUUUUCAGAUAAAGUAAAAAAAGCAGCAAUUCUUUUUAUACAAUAACGCUUAGUAUAAAUCUAUUGCUUCCUAUACCACUACCUAUCCAUCCCGUCUCACAGUACUGGACCUAGAAAGUCAUCGUAGAAUCAUCAUCCGACGUCCACUGCAUGUUUCUUGCAUGUUGAGAAUGCAAAAUCCUAUAUUCGUGCAUUACACUGCAAGCUUUUAUGAUGGCAUUCUUUUGUCAGCGACAAUAUCCUAGUUGUAUUAUUCAGAGGUUGACUUGCAUGAAAAGCAUAAAAUUUAUGCCUGAAAAGCAGAGAUCCCUGCUGGCAGAUACCAAACAUGCUACUGUAG